AUGGCAUCCGAGCAGCGUGUUACUGUUGGCAUCAUUGGCGGCGGCCCGGCUGGCCUGACGCUCGCCAACAUGCUCGAGCAAUCUGGAAUCUCGUACACUCUCUUUGAAGCUCGCGAUGACAUUGCUCCCCCAGAGGGAGCCAGUCUCGGCUUGAUGCCGAAUGGUCUGCGCAUUCUUGAUCAGAUCGGACUCAUUGACGAGGUUGAAGAGUACGCAGUCGCACACGAUUACUGGGAGCUGCGUGACGGCAACGGCACCCUCUACAACACUUUGCACGCAAUGAGGUCCUACCCGGAUAUCCUUGGCUACGGAGGAUACUUCAUGGAGAGACAGCGGGUCCUCGAGAUCCUCUACGAGGGCGUCAAGGACAAAACCCGCAUCCUCACGGGCAAGACGGUGUGCUCGGUGCAGAGCAGCAGCAGUCACGCCACCAUCACCACGACCGACGGCGACCAGGUCAAGUGCGACUUCCUAGUGGGCGCCGACGGCAUUCGGAGUCUUGUGCGGCGGGAAAUCGAGGGUGCGCUGCCGCAGCUCCACCAGACACCUGACAACUUCGCUACCAAAUACGGCUGCGUGUACGGCAUCUCCAACGCGCUGCCGCAGAUCAACCCGGGGCGAGCCUUCACCAUCCACCAAUCCGGCGCGUCGGUCCUGAUCUUCUCGGGCGCGGGCGGGACCAUGUACUGGUUUCUCUUCGUCGAUCUGCACGAGACCAUCGGCUUCGAUGCGGCCAAGAGGAAGUACACGGACGACGAUCUCCAGGCGGCCUACGCCCUCGUGGCCGACGCGACCGUCACGCCGGGGGUCAAGUUCUCCGACGUCUUCGGCGCCAAGCGCGUCGCCGUCAUGACGGGACUGGAGGAGGGUGUUGCCGACGUGUGGUGCUGGGACCGCAUGCUGCUGCUGGGUGACUCAGCGCACAAGAUGACCCCUCACGCCGCCAUGGGCGCCAUGCAAGCCAUGGAAUCCGCCGCGUGCUUCACCAGCCUCCUGCUCGCCCUGCGCGCGUCGCACCCGGACUUCUUCAGCUGCCCCGAAACCAGCAGCAGCACCGCCGUCCCGCAGUCCGACGUCGAGCAGCUGCUGGCCACCUACCAGCAGCGCCGCCACGCCCGCGCCGCCAGCGUCGUCAACGGCGCCCACUUCCACUGCGAGACGCAGCUCAAGGUCGCCACCCCCAUGACUGACCAGUUCUACCAGCGCCUGCCGCACCUCACCAACGAGCUGUGGCUGAACAUGACCCUCGACAGCCUGUGCCGCGCCGACAUGCUCGAGGGCUGGCCCGAGGAGCGCAACAGCGCCCGCGUGAACCGCUACACCGAGUCGUCGCGCCGCUUCCUCGAGGGCAUGGCCAGGAAGAAGGAGGCCAUGGCGGCGGCGGCGGCGGCCAAGGCUGCUGCGGCUGCGGCUGCGGCGCAGCAGAGCGCCGGGAACGGCGUUGGUGGAGCCGUUGUGGCAGAGCAGCCCGAGAAGCGGGCUGAGAUGGUGUCAACGGCCGCUUGA
Lasiodiplodia theobromae is the source of this 1506-nucleotide messenger RNA. Its product is annotated as FAD binding domain containing protein. Gene Ontology annotation, molecular function: FAD binding. Bases 1 to 1506 code for a protein of 501 amino acids. The record is from RefSeq and is a predicted model, not a curated record. The transcript has 4 exons. NCBI's taxonomy places the organism in Eukaryota, Fungi, Ascomycota, Dothideomycetes, Botryosphaeriales, Botryosphaeriaceae.